Molecule: messenger RNA, 879 nt
Organism: Dovyalis caffra
Lineage: Eukaryota; Viridiplantae; Streptophyta; Magnoliopsida; Malpighiales; Salicaceae
Source: the annotation of a GenBank genome assembly
AUGUCAAUGUGCUCUUCUUCUUCUGGGUCUUCAUCAACCAAAUCAUGGAUCGUGCACGGCAUUGUAGCCGGAGCUGCAAUUGCUGUGGCAUUUGGCGCUGGUGCUUAUCUCGGUCGAUACAGAAAGUUUAGGAGCCGGGUUGUAGGUAUCAUACCCGCUCGUUAUGCUUCUUCUCGGUUUGAAGGCAAGCCACUUGUUAACAUCCUUGGCAAACCCAUGAUCCAGAGAACUUGGGAAAGGACCAAACUGGCAACAACACUGGAUCAUAUAGUUGUGGCUACGGAUGAUGAAAAAAUCGCAGAAUGUUGUCGAGGAUUUGGUGCUGAUGUGGUAAUGACUUCAGAAUCUUGUCGAAAUGGUACGGAACGAUGCAAUGAAGCACUUCAAAAGCUAGAUAAGAAAUAUGAUGUUGUUGUCAAUAUUCAGGGCGACGAGCCUCUCAUUGAACCUGAGAUAAUAGAUGGAAUUGUUAAAGCACUGCAGGCAGCCCCAGAUGCGGUGUUUAGCACCGCUGUAACCUCUUUGAAGCCUGAAGAUGCAUUUGAUCCCAAUCGAGUGAAAUGUGUGGUGGAUAAUCGAGGUUAUGCUAUCUAUUUUUCGAGGGGAUUAAUUCCUUACAACAAGACGGGAAAGGUCAACCCACAAUUUCCGUAUUUGCUUCAUCUAGGAAUUCAGAGUUAUGAUACAAAGUUUCUGAAGAUAUAUCCUGAGCUUCAACCCACUCCACUGCAACUAGAAGAGGAUCUGGAACAGCUUAAGGUCCUUGAAAAUGGUUAUAAAAUGAAGGUGAUAAAAGUUGACCAUGAGGCACAUGGUGUCGACAUUCCAGAAGAUGUUGAAAAGAUAGAAACUUUGAUGCGUGAUAAAAACUUGUCUUAG